GGAGAGACGGUCCAGGAAGAUAGAAAUCAUUGUGGGUGUGGCAGAGCGGUUCCUUGGGCUGAAAGAUUUCUCUGCGAAGGAGUUACAUGGAAUAUUGUCACAGGCCGUACCACCCUCUCAGGCCCUAGAGCCUGAGAAGGGAGAUAUGGAGAUUUGUUUUGUUUUCUCAAUGUACUAUUUUUAUUUGGGUGGAUUAAGUUAGUUAUGAAUUUUAUUUUUUACCUCGUUUUGGUUUCAACCCGUCCAGUUGGUGGCGGCAAAAUGCAUGUUUUGUUUGUAGUCUGUCAUAAAACCCACAGAAGAAGAAGACGAAGUUUACGCCAUUACGUGAGAAAUGAAUUAAGCGUCAUCCUUUCGGCUGCAACUUUGAUCCUAAAGCGGUGCGCGGCAUUUUUGUUUUUCCCCCUCUCUAGCUUCAACUAUACAUACCGUUUAAUUCUAUAACAAUGGCGCGAAGCAUAUCUUUCUGCACAGUUCCCACUUGUCUGCUCCUUAUCACCGGACUGUGUUAUAGAGUAGUUGCCGACGGGCUGGUGAACGAGGAGGUGAAACGAACAGUGGACCUGAGCACGCACAUUGCUAAGAUAACAGCAGAGAUUGUUCUGUUAAAUCAGGGAGACUCGGAGGUACAUAGCUUUAUAUUGGCAGUAGAGCCCGAAUUGGCCCCCAACCUUGCGUACGUCGGAGCAUCGGUGAAGGGUGAUGAAGAGGAGGAUGGCAUACUUGAGCUCAAGCAGACAAUGAUCCAAGGCCAAAGUGGGGAGUUCUACAAGGUGCAGUUACCCUCCAGUCUGGCCGUUGGUGCAAAGCUGCGAGUGAAGGUGGAGACAGUCCUGAGCCACAUUCUGAGGCCCUUUCCCACCCACAUCACCCAGGCUGAGCGUCAGCUGGUGGUGUUCCAGGGCAACCACUACCUGUACUCUCCAUACCCCACCCGCAGCCAGACCACCCGUGUCCGCCUUGCCUCUAAGACUGUGGAGAGCUACACCAAGCUGGGCAACCCCAGCAAGAGUGAUGAGGCCAUUGAGUACGGCCCCUUCCGUGAUGUCGCCCCAUUCAGUGAGGAUGCCCUGAAGGUCCAUUAUGAGAACAACACCCCCUUCCUCACCAUUAGCAGCAUCACCCGCAUCAUUGAAGUUUCUCAUUGGGGAAACAUUGCUGUGGAAGAGACAAUUGACAUGAGGCACACAGGGGCAUUCCUGAAAGGGCCUUUCUCCCGUUAUGACUACCAGCGCCAGUCUGACAGUGGCAUCUCAUCAGUCAAAUCCUUUAAGACCAUCCUUCCUGCCUCAGCCCAGGAUGUGUACUACCGGGAUGAGAUCGGCAACAUCUCCACCUCCCACCUCCAGAUUCUGGAAGACUCUGUGGAGGUGGAGGUUAGGCCCCGCUUCCCCCUGUUUGGUGGCUGGAAAACCCACUACAUUAUCGGCUACAAUCUGCCCAGCUACGAGUACCUCUACACCCUGGGGGAUCAGUAUGCUCUGAAGAUGAGGCUGGUUGACCAUGUAUAUGAUGACCAGGUCAUCGACUCCCUCACUGUUAAACUCAUACUGCCAGAAGGUGCCAGGAACAUCCAUGUGGAAACCCCCUACCCCAUUGACCGUAUUCCAGACCAGCUGCACUACACUUACCUAGACACCUUUGGCCGCCCCGUGCUGGUGGCGUCUAAAAACAACCUGGUGGAGCAGCACAUCCAGGACGUAGUGGUGCAUUAUACCUUCAAUAAGGUCCUGAUGCUGCAGGAGCCCCUGUUGGUGGUGGGGGCAUUCUACAUCCUCUUCUUCACUGUCAUCAUCUAUGUGCGCCUGGACUUCUCCAUCACUAAGGACCCUGCUGCAGAGGUUCGUAUGAAGGUGUCCUCCAUCACAGAGCAGGUCCUGACCCUGGUCAACAAGCGUUUAGGGCUGUACCGCCACAUGGACGAGGUGGUGAAUCGCUAUAAGCAAUCUCGAGACACAGGGGCCCUGAACAGCGGCCGCAAGAUCCUGGAGUCCGACCACCGCACCCUCACCAACGACAUCAGCUCCCUGCAGGCCCGCCUCAAAGCAGAGGGCUCCGACCUUGCAGAUAAGGUGGGUGAGGUGCAGAAGCUGGACGGCCAGGUGAAGGAGCUGGUGUGUCGCUCUUGGCAGGAGGCUGAGCGCCUGGUGGCAGGCAAGGUUAAGAAGGAGGCCUACAUCGACAACGAGAAGACCCUCUCUAGCAAGAGACUGGAGCUGGUGACCCGCAUCGACAGUCUGCUGGACACCCUGUAAACACCACUACACGUGUCAGUGUACAAAAAACACACAUGUGCUGCCCCAACUACACAUCUGUUGAUCCAGCCCUGCAGUUAUUAUAAAAUAAGAAAUAUUUCCCUUUGCUCAUUGUCCAUCCCACUCACAAAGUACACACACACUAAAGGAACCUGUAGGUGCAUGCAAACACUCGUGCCUUUGUGCCUCGCAAGAAACACAACAGCGUUAUGCUUAACACCACAGGGAAUGCUUGCGUCACACCUUACAUGGAAGUCUAAGUUAAAUUGCGUGGAAGAGCUCUGUUCCUAAAUGCAGAAUUUAACUGUUUAAAUUUGAAUUUUUUUAAAUAUUUUUUUGAAUGGUGAUAAAUCUAUAUUUGUGUUACUCUUAAGGGUUUUCAUGUCACAUCUGUCCUGUGUCUAUACUCCCUUGAGUCCCUCCAACCUGUGCUCUCUUAAGGGUGGAGUAGUCAUCAGUGCCCCUGAAAUAAGGGAUCCCUUGUGAGUCAAACAGUCUCUAAAUGCUUUGUCAUUCUUUGCACCUACGAACUAUUGUUACUUCCCCCUGGCUGUUUAUAUUUCAACAAAGUUGAAGCUCUGAAAUGGUGUGGACCCCAAUCCAAAGGGUUACCAUCAUGUUACGUUUCUCAUUGUCCCUCUAAUAUUUUAUAACAUUUUGUAUAAUUUCUCAUUGUAACGGUAUAUUUAGUUUGAUAGGAGAUUUAGUGAAUGCAUGAGGUUAGGCCAUGUGGGGAAUAGUAUGGGGCAGUCGAAGACGUUGAGUGAUAAUGUAUGUGAACCUGUAUCGUCAGUAAAUGAAAUGGGGAAAAUGAACCAAGUUUGAAACAUUGUCUGACAACUGUUUUAAAAUAGAAAUGAUUCCUCCACUUUUAAAACUCUUUUGGGAAGUAACCUAGUUCCACCACCUGAGGGCACUCUUGCUCAAGAUAUUUUUCCCAUCUGUGGUGGGUAAGUGAGGCUUUUGACUUGGGAAAGGGAUAGUGCCUACAAAGUCGACACUGUUUUAUUUUAAUAUGGAAGCAACCCCAAAUAAAACAACUGCUCAAUUCAUA
Messenger RNA from Oncorhynchus kisutch (coho salmon), 3309 nucleotides. Its product is annotated as dolichyl-diphosphooligosaccharide--protein glycosyltransferase subunit 1-like. Lineage: Eukaryota; Metazoa; Chordata; Actinopteri; Salmoniformes; Salmonidae. The transcript has 10 exons. The record is from RefSeq and is a predicted model, not a curated record. Gene Ontology annotation, cellular component: oligosaccharyltransferase complex; membrane. The coding region runs from base 447 to 2255 and encodes 602 amino acids.